Messenger RNA from Ahaetulla prasina, 1212 nucleotides. RefSeq lists its product as uncharacterized. The transcript has 5 exons. The record is from RefSeq and is a predicted model, not a curated record. NCBI's taxonomy places the organism in Eukaryota, Metazoa, Chordata, Lepidosauria, Squamata, Colubridae. Gene Ontology annotation, biological process: DNA integration. The annotation marks the transcript as partial. Gene Ontology annotation, molecular function: nucleic acid binding.
CUUUUAUGGGGGGAUAGAGUGGUUAUUCCAGAAAAAUUACGAGGGCAUGUGUUGGAACUGUUGCAUGUGGGCCACCCGGGGAUUGUGAGGAUGAAAAGCCUAGCGAGGAAUUAUGUGUGGUGGCCACAAAUGGAUAAAGACAUUAGCGACAGGGUAGGGAAAUGCCAAGCCUGCCAAGAGUCAAGGCCACUACCCCCAACAGCCCCCAUAAGGGACUGGGAGAAACCCCAGGGUCCUUGGUCCAGAAUCCAUAUAGAUUUUGCCGGGCCGUUCCAUGGGCAGACCUUUUUAAUUGUGGUAGAUGCCUACUCGAAGUGGUUAGAAAUUUUGCUCAUGAAAACCACAACAGCAGAAGCCGUAAUCACAGUAUUGAGGCAUCUCUUUGUAACACAUGGGUUGCCCGACACUCUAGUGUCCGACAAUGGCCCGCAAUUCACGGCUACCCAGUUUGAGGGGUACUUAGCGGAAGAGGGCCUUCUGGUGGUACAACAUAGAACCCCCUGUGUGACCACAGGCCGCAGCCCAUCAGAAUUAUUGAUGGGUAGGAAACUCAGGUGCCCCUUAGAUCGGUUAAAUCCAACAUACUCCCCUGAUGGGUACCAAGGUAUAAAGGAAAAAACCAGAGCAAUGACAACAGGUGACCUAGUAUGGGCACAUAACUAUAGUGAAGGCCCAGCGUGGCUAAAAGGAACAAUUACAGGAAUAACAGGACCAAAAUCAUAUGUAGUGGACAUGGGGGACGGCCGAGUGUGGAGACGCCACAUAGAUCAAUUACGAAAAAGAGUACAAAACAAUCCAGAAACCAAACAGCCAGACCCUGACUACCCAAUAUUUGAACCAACAGCUAACUCAAACCCGAGGCGAUCGGAGGACUUAUCUGAGUUUGAAGAAGUCCAGCGACGCCAACCGGCUCCUCCAGAAGACUGCAGGGACGACUCUGCCAAUAAUCCAGGGCCGGAGGGCCCAGAGGAGGAGCUGGGAGGAACAAACAGUCCCUCCGACCAGCUCGACUCACUCCCAGAGAAUGAAUUGCGCAGGUCAGAAAGAGUUAGGAGUGAUAUCUACCUGAGUCAGUUUGGAAGUUACCAGAUUGCUCUGUGUCAGAGUGUUUACAGCAUGACUAUUGUGAGGCAACCCAGGAGCAAAACAGAGGAAUCCGGGAAUCCGAAAACCUGGUUGCCCACAGAAGGCAGGCUGGAUCCCAGUGAAUAA